GGGUAGGUUGGAUAUAGGAGUAUAUAACUGUACCCGAACCGGACGAAAGAUCAGAGACCCAAAAAGUCAAAAUUGGCUGUCGUCGAUCUUCCAUUACCAUAGCAGCUUCUCUCAAGGAUUCCUCAGCUUUACUCUCCUGUUCCCUCUUCUGGGUUCCCUUUGAUUUUCGAAGGGUUGUUUGUGUUUUGGUGAAUUUCCUCUGGCUUCUGCUACAAACAGGAAACUUAACCGAACCGAACGCUACAGUGGAAAAGAGGGAAGCUUUGUUUCGUGCAGGAAAAUGUUAACCGAGUGGCUUCCCUGAUGUUUGGUCCCUCACCACUGUUUACCCAUUUCUCACCCACUGUGAACUGGGGUCUGAUUGAUUGACACCACAGUAGAAACUGCAAAGUAACCUGGUUUUGGCUGUUGUCACGUAAAGGAUUUGGGGGGGUCCAUGAUGGCGGACAUUAGUCCUAGUACUUCAACGGAUGGCGACACCGAUGAUAAGAAUUUGAGGUUUCAAAGUGAUCAAUCCCAAGCCAUUGUGACUUCUGAUGCCAGCGACAAAUCAAGGGAUCAAAAGACGCUUCGCAGGCUUGCUCAAAAUCGCGAAGCUGCAAGAAAGAGCCGUUUAAGGAAAAAAGCUUAUGUUCAGCAACUAGAGAGCAGCAGAAUGAAGCUUACACAACUUGAACAAGAGCUCCAACGAGCUCGGCAGCAGGGCAUCUUCAUUUCAAGCUCAGGAGAACAAUCUCAAUCGAUGAGUGGAAAUGGAGCCUUGGCAUUUGAUGUGGAAUAUGCACGGUGGCUGGAAGAGCACAACCGACGGAUAAAUGAGCUGAGGGGCGCUGUCAACUCCCAUGCGGGUGAUGGUGAACUUCGCAUCAUUGUGGAUGGCAUCUUGGCUCACUAUGAUGACAUUUUCAGGAUAAAAGGGGAUGCUGCAAAGGCUGAUGUGUUUCAUAUUUUAUCAGGCAUGUGGAAAACACCUGCAGAGAGGUGUUUUUUGUGGCUUGGUGGAUUCCGUUCAUCUGAACUCCUUAAGCUGCUUGUAAAUCAGCUGGAGCCAUUAACUGAGCAGCAGUUGUUGGGUAUCACUAGCUUGCAGCAAUCAUCCCAACAAGCAGAAGAUGCCUUGUCCCAGGGAAUGGAGGCAUUGCAACAAUCAUUGGCCGAGACUUUGGCUGGAUCUCUUGGCCCUUCGGGUUCAUCAGGGAAUGUUGCAAACUACAUGGGACAAAUGGCAAUGGCGAUGGGAAAGCUAGGAACUCUCGAGGGCUUCAUUCGCCAGGCUGACAAUCUAAGACAACAAACACUGCAACAACUGCACCGGAUAUUGACGACCCGCCAAUCGGCUCGUGCUUUGCUUGCUAUAAAUGAUUAUUUCUCUCGGCUUCGAGCUCUUAGCUCUCUAUGGCUUGCUCGUCCACGGGAGUAACGAAGCAUAUGAUACUACACUGAUUCACAUUUCGGAGAUGAGUCUGGCUGUGUUCUUGGUAGUGCCAUGUAUGAUUCAGAGUUCAAAUUAUAGGCAGUGUUAGUAGCCAUGUGUAGCUGUUGUAAUGAUCUUGCUUCUGUUGUAAUGGUACAGAGUUUUACCUCUAUGGAAUUGUAUGAUCCUUCUGGUGCUGGGUUUGUAUCAUUUUCACUCGAUAGUCACUUUUUCAACAUAGGGUUGUGUAAUCUAAAUCUUUUUCUGAUCAGCCAAAAAGAAGGGCAAAAAAGAUCUUAUUCUGACCAA
Messenger RNA from Rhododendron vialii, 1723 nucleotides. Its product is annotated as transcription factor TGA2.2-like. Gene Ontology annotation, biological process: DNA-templated transcription; regulation of DNA-templated transcription. The record is from RefSeq and is a predicted model, not a curated record. Gene Ontology annotation, molecular function: sequence-specific DNA binding; DNA-binding transcription factor activity. Lineage: Eukaryota; Viridiplantae; Streptophyta; Magnoliopsida; Ericales; Ericaceae. The transcript is spliced from 9 exons. The coding region runs from base 437 to 1420 and encodes 327 amino acids.